AAAUUGGCCCAGUGACCAUAACCACAGAUCCCAAGAAAUUUCAGUUUGAACUCAGGGAACUUUAUGUUCAGGGUGGUGGAGACUGUCCAGAGAUGAGCAUUGGGGCAAUAAAGAUUGCUCUAGAAAUUUCCCUGCCUGGUUCUUUCAUCUAUGUGUUUACUGAUGCUCGAUCCAAGGAUUACAGACUAACCCAUGAAGUGCUUCAACUCAUCCAGCAGAAACAGUCACAGGUGGUAUUUGUGCUGACUGGAGACUGUGAUGACAGGGAUCAUAUUGGUUACAAGGUCUACGAAGAAAUUGCCUCCACGAGUUCUGGUCAAGUUUUUCACUUGGACAAAAAACAAGUUAAUGAGGUGUUAAAAUGGGUUGAAGAAGCAGUUCAGGCCUCCAAAGUGCAUCUCUUGUCUACAGACCAUCUGACCAUGGCUGUGAAUACUUGGCAGAUCCCUUUUGAUCCGAGUCUGAAAGAGGUUACAGUGUCCCUGAGUGGUCCCUCACCAGCAAUUGAGAUUCAUGAUCCUUUAGGCAAGCAGCUCAGUAAAGGAUCAGGUCUGAAUGAAUUGCUAAAUAUCCACAACUCUGCAAAGGUAGUAAAUGUCAAAGAUCCUGAGCCUGGAACGUGGACAAUUAAGACCUCGAGCAGUGGAAGACACUCCGUCCGGAUCACAGGGCUCAGCACCAUUGACUUCCGCGCUGGGUUCUCCAGGAAGCCAACGCUGGACUUCAAAAAAACAUCCAGCAGACCUGUGCAAGGGAUUCCUACCUUCGUGCUGCUGAAUACCACGGGGAUCCUGCUUCCUGCUAGGGUAGACCAACUGGAGCUUCUGAGUAUUACAGGGGAACUUCUGAAGACCUUGCCUGUGAAAUACUAUCCCGACAGAAAACCCUAUGGACUGUGGAAUAUUUCUCACUUCAUUCCACCAGAUGAAGCUUUUUUUGUUAAAAUAACAGGCUAUGACAAGGAUGAUUAUCUCUUCCAGAGAGUUUCAAGUGUUUCAUUUUCCAGCAUUACUCCUGAUGCUCCAAAAGUGACAAUGCCCAUCAAGACUCCAGGCUAUUAUUUGCAGCCAGGCUCUGUUCCUUGCCAUGUGGAAAGCCUGAUACCUUUUACUCAGCGUUUUACUAAAAAUGGGGUAAAACUAGGAGUGGAUCAGUUCUUCAAAGAGUCAUCCAGUAUGAGCUGGGAGAUUGCCCAGGUCUCCUUGGCUGACGAAGGCUUUUAUGAGUGCAUGGCGAGCAGCAGCGCCGGGACGGGGCGAGCACAGACCUUUCUGGAUGUCUCAGAGCCUCCUCCUGUGAUUGAGGUUCCCAACAAUGUCACAGUCGUGCCUGGGGAAGGAGCCAUCCUGACCUGCCUGGCCCUGAGCUCGGUGCGCUACAACCUGACGUGGCAGCGGCAGGGGCGGGACGCCAGGGUGGGGGGGCCGCUGCGGGUGAGGGUGAUGAGUAACCUGUCUCUGGAGGUGAAGGCUGUCAGGCUGACAGAUGCUGGAAGGUACGACUGCAUCGCUGCUAACGAGGGUGGAUCCACCACGGCCUCAGUCUUCCUCACCGUGCAAGAGCCACCUAGGCUUGUCAUUUCACCUAAGAAUCAGACUUUCACGGAAGGCUCUGAAGUGUCCAUCAGGUGUUCUGCAACAGGUUAUCCCAAGCCAAGAGUUGUGUGGACACACAAUGACAUGUUCAUCAUUGGUUCAAACAGGUAUAGAUUGGCCCCUGAAGGCACCUUAACCAUAAGAAAGGCAAUUCCCAAAGAUGCAGGAAUUUAUGGCUGCUUGGCCAGUAACUCAGCUGGGACAGAGAAACAGACAUCCACCCUCACCUACAUCGAGGGCCCAACACUGACUGUAGUUCAGAGUGAAAUUCUGGUUGGUCUUGGAGACACAACAGUUAUGGAGUGUAAAACAACUGGCAUCCCACCCCCUCAAGUGAAAUGGUUUAAAGGUGACUUAGAGUUGAGGGCAUCAGCAUUUCUCAUUAUUGAUACUCAUCGGGGCCUUCUGAAGAUCCAGGAAACACAAGACCUGGAUGCUGGUGACUAUACCUGUGUGGCUGCCAACGAUGCAGGGAGAGCUUCUGGCAAGAUAACUCUAGAUGUUGGCUCUCCCCCAGUUUUCACACAGGAGCCCAGCGAUGAGUCUGCAGAUCUUGGCUCCAACCUCACCCUGCCAUGCUACGUGCAGGGCUACCCAGAGCCCAAGGUCAAGUGGCGGCGGCUGAACGGAGCUUCUCUCUUCUCCAGGCCGUUCGCCGUCAGUUCCGUCACACAGCUCAGGACAGGAGCACUGUCUAUUCACAAUUUGUGGGUCAGUGAUGAAGGGACUUAUGUCUGUGAAGCUGAGAACCAGUUUGGAAGGAUUCAGUCCCGGCCGGCCACGGUCACAGUGACUGGCCUGGUCACACCUUUGAUUGGAGCAAGCCCAGCCACGGCCAAUGUCAUUGAGGGCCAGCAGCUCUCUCUGCCAUGUGUUCUGCUCGCUGGGAAUCCCAUUCCAGACCGGAGAUGGAUUAAAAACCGUAUGGUGCUGGUUCCCAAUCCCUAUGUCAGUGUCCGUGGUGAUGGGAGCCUGCACCUGGAAAGGGUUCGGCUGCAGGAUGGAGGGGAUUACACCUGCAUGGCCACCAAUGUGGCUGGGACCAGCAACAGAACCACCACUGUGAAUGUCUAUGUUCUGCCUGUCAUUCAGCAUGGACAGCAGAUAUUCAGCACCAUUGAAGGGAUCCCAGUAACACUGCCCUGCAAAGCUAGUGGAGUUCCCAAGCCAACCAUUGUCUGGUCCAAGAAAGGAGAAGUCAUUCUUGCCAGCAAUGUGAAGUUCUCUGCAGGGUCAGAUGGAAGCCUGUAUGUGGUUUCCCCAGGGGGUGAAGAGACUGGGGAAUAUGCAUGUACUGCAACCAACGCUGCUGGCUACGCCACCCGCAAAGUCCAGCUGACUGUCUACGUGAAACCUAGAGUGUCCAGGCCUGGAGACCAGCAAGGACAUGAUAAACCCAUAGAGAUCUCAGUAAUUGCAGGGGAAGAUGUCACACUUCCAUGUGAAGUGAAGAGCCUCCCACCCCCCAUAAUUACUUGGGCCAAAGAAAUGCAGCUCAUAUCUCCGUUCUCUCCAAGACACACUUUCCUACCCUCAGGGUCAAUGAAGAUCAGUGAGACCCAAGUUUCAGACAGUGGAAUGUAUAUCUGUGUCGCCACAAAUAUCGCUGGGAAUGUGACUCAGUCAGUGAAACUGAGUGUGCAUGUUCCUCCCAAGAUCCAGCGUGGACCUCGAGUGCUGAAGGUCCAGGCUGGGCAGCGAGCGGAGUUGCCCUGCAGUGCCCAGGGCAUCCCUGCCCCGUCAGUCUCCUGGUUCAAAGGCAGGAGUGCUGUGCCCAUAGGUGGUGGGCAGUUCUCCCAGGGCCUGGAUGGAGCUCUCAGCAUCAGCAGUGUGCAGCUCCCUGACGCUGGGGUCUACAAGUGUGUGGCUCGGAACGCCGCGGGCAGCGACGCCGCGGAGAUAACAGUGCAAGUGCAAGAGUCUCCCACAAUUGAGGGCCUGGACCCUCCAUACAACAGUCCCUUCCAAGAAAGAGUGGCAAACCAGCGCAUCGCGUUCCCCUGUCCUGCCAAAGGUACUCCGAAGCCUGUCAUCAAGUGGCUGCACAAUGGCAGAGAGCUGACAGGCAGUGAGCCAGGGGUCUCAGUGCUGGAGGAUGGGACACUGCUGGUCAUCGCUGCUGUCACACCUGCAGACAAUGGGGAGUAUGUCUGUGUGGCAACCAACGAGGCUGGGAGCACAGAAAGGAAGUACAACCUGAAAGUUCAUGUUCCUCCUGACAUUAGAGACCAAGAAAAGGUGACAAAUACAUCUGUGGUGGUUCAUCACCCUGUCAGUCUCUUCUGUGAAGUAACUGGUAACCCCUUCCCAGUCAUCUCCUGGUAUAAAGAAGAUACCCAGGUUGUGGAAAGCAGUGCUCUCCAGAUUUUGCACAAUGGGAAGAUCCUGAAGCUCCUGAAAGCUGCUACUGAGGAUGCUGGACAAUACUCCUGCAAAGCCAUAAAUGUAGCAGGAAGUUCUGAGAAGCUGUUUAACCUAGAUAUACUAGUUCCACCCAGCAUAAUAGGUGCUGAGAGCCCUGGUGAGAUUACAGUCGUCCUCAACCAGGAAAUCAGUCUGGAAUGCAGAGCCAAAGGUUUCCCUUUCCCUGACGUUCACUGGUUCAAAGAUGGCAAGCCCUUGUUUUUGGGUGAUCCCAAUGUUGAGCUUCUGGACAAAGGUCAAGUUCUCCACAUCAAGAAUGCUCGAAGGGUUGACAAAGGUCGUUACCAGUGCAGUGCCACCAACACUGCUGGCAAGCAAGUUAAGGAGGUCAAGCUGAUUGUCCAUGUCCCUCCUAGUAUUAAGGGAGGAAAUCUGACCACAGAGGUGUCGGCGCUUCUCAACAACCUUAUAAACCUGGAGUGUGAGGCCAAGGGAAUCCCUGUGCCCACCAUCACCUGGUUCAAGGAUGGGCACCCUGUCUCCUCCAGCCCCCAGGCUGUGUACGUGGAGCGGGGGCAGUUCCUGCGGAUCCCGCGGGCGCAGGCGUCGGACUCUGCCAGGUACACGUGCCGUGUGAGCAGUGCUGCUGGGGCUGCUGAGAAGGUGUACGACGUGGAUGUGUACGUUCCUCCAGUAAUCGAGGGCGACGCUGACACAGCCCAGAGCAGGCAGGUGGUUGCUGGGAAUUCACUGACCUUGGAGUGUAAGGCUGCUGGCAACCCUCCCCCUCUCCUCACCUGGCUGAAAGAUGGGGUUCCUGUGGAAGCAAGUGACAGGCUUCGUGUUCUGGCUGGUGGGAAGAAGCUGGAGAUCCUGAACGUUGUCGAGGCUGACCGAGGCCAGUAUUGGUGUGUGGCCACAAGCAUAGCUGGAGAACAAGAAAUCAAGUAUGAAGUUGAAAUCUUAGUCCCACCCUUCGUGGAUGGUGGAGAUGAGCUCUUGGACUACAUUGUGGUUCUCCAUAGCCCUUUGGAGCUGGAUUGCUCAGCAGCAGGGACACCCUCACCAACUAUCACGUGGUUGAAAGAUGGCCAACCAGUUGAAGAGGGAGCUGGACACAAGAUCUUAUUGAAUGGACAAAAGCUCCUCAUCUCUCAAGCUCUAGUGUCAGACACUGGUCACUAUAAAUGUGUGGCAGCAAACAAGGCAGGAGAACAUGGGAAGGAAUUUGAUGUCACAGUGCAUGUUCCUCCAACCAUCAAGUCAACUGGGCCUUCUGAGAGAGCUGUUGUGAUCCACAAGCCUGUGAUGCUGCAGUGCAUAGCCAGUGGCAUUCCCAGCCCUUCCAUAACCUGGUUAAAAGAUGGACAACCAGUAAAUACAGCCAGAGGAAAUAUCAGACUGGAGUCUUCAGGCCGUGUUCUGCAGGUUGGCCAGGCCCUGCUGGAAGAUGCUGGCCAGUACACUUGUGUGGCAACAAAUGCUGCAGGAGAAGCCCAACAGCACGUUCGGCUUCACGUGCAUGAACCACCCAGACUGGAAGAUGAAGGAAAAAUGUUAAAUGAAACUGUGGUGGUGAAUAAUCCAAUCCAUCUUGAGUGCAGAGCAUCUGGGAACCCUCUGCCAGCUAUCUCGUGGUACAAGGACAACCAUCCCAUGGGCAGUGCUGGCAGUGCCCCCGUGCUGGGCCGGGGGCAGGUCCUGCAGCUCGAGGCAGCUCAGAUCUCCGACACGGGCGUUUACAGGUGUGUGGCUGCCAACUCGGCGGGCACGGCCCAGCUCUCCUACAGCCUCCAGGUUCAUGUGCCCCCAUCGAUCUCUGGCAGCAGUGACAUGGUGACAGUGGUGGUGAACAAUCUGGUGCGACUGGAGUGUGAAGCCAGAGGCAUCCCUGCCCCCAUCCUGACAUGGCUAAAGGAUGGCAGCCCUGUGUCCAGCUUCAGCAAUGGACUCCAGGUUCUGUCUGGGGGCAGAGUCCUGGCCCUGCCCAGUGCUCAGAUCAGUGACACAGGGAGGUACACGUGUGUCGCAGUCAACGCCGCGGGCGAGAGCCAGAGAGACAUCGACCUCCGCGUCUAUGUUCCCCCAGACAUCAUGGGAGAGGAGCAGAACGUCUCGGUGCUCGUCGGCCAGGCCGUGGAGCUGCUGUGCCAGAGCAAUGCCAUUCCCCGCCCCGUGCUGACCUGGCUCAAGGAUGGGCAGCCCCUGCUGAAGAAGCCAGGGCUGAGCAUCUCUGGUGAUGGGAGUGUGCUGAAGGUUGAAGGAGCUCAGGUGCAGGACACUGGCCGCUACACCUGUGAGGCAACCAAUGUGGCUGGGAAAACUGAGAAGAACUAUAAUGUCAAUAUUUGGGUGUCACCAAGUAUUUAUGGCUCAGAUGACAGCUCCCAACUGACAGUGACUGAAGGGAACUUGAUAAGCCUGAUCUGUGAGUCCAGUGGCAUCCCACCACCCAGUCUCACCUGGAAAAAGAACGGCUCUGCUCUGGUGGCUGACCCGUCGGGGCGGGUGCGACUCCUGUCUGGGGGCAGACAGCUGCAGAUCUCAGUUGCUGAGAAAUCUGAUGCUGCAUCUUACACCUGUGUUGCUUCAAACGUGGCUGGAAGUGCCAGCAAAGAAUACAGCUUGCAAGUGUACAUUCGACCGUCUAUAUCGAACAGUGGCUCCCACCCAUCAGAAGUCAUUGUCACCCAGGGAAGUGAAGUGUCCUUGGAGUGCGAGGCACAGGGCAUUCCAGAGCCAGCAGUGACCUGGAUGAAGGAUGGACAUGCACUGGCCAGUGGAAGGGAUGUGUCAGUACUUCAGGGUGGUCACAUUCUCCAGCUGAAACGUGCCCAGGUGUCGGACACCGGUCGCUACGUCUGCGUGGCUGCUAACCUGGCUGGGCUGUCUGACAGGAAAUAUGACUUACAUGUUCAUGUGCCCCCAAGUAUUGCUGGUUACCUGCAGAUGCCUGAAAACAUCAGCAUUGUGGAGAAGAACCCCAUCUCUCUGGUUUGUGAAGCUUCAGGGAUUCCCUUGCCAGCAAUAACGUGGCUCAGGAAUGGAUGGCCUGUCACUCUGAACAACUCGGUGCGAAUCCUCUCAGGUGGCCGAACGCUGCGGUUGACACACACGAGUGUGGGGGACACAGGUCGAUACACCUGUGUGGUGACCAAUGCUGCAGGAGAAGUGAGGAAGGAUUUUGACCUUUCUGUCCUUGUGCCCCCAGGGAUUGUGGGGGAAAACAGACUGGAGGAUGUGAAAGUGAAAGAGAAGCACAGCGUUACCCUGGUGUGUGAAGUGAUAGGAACCCCUGUGCCACAGAUCACCUGGGUGAAGGAUGGGCAGACUCUGGCUGAGGAUGGGGAUCACAGGCUGCUGUCCAGUGGCCGUUCCCUGCAGGUCACCCACGCUCGGGUCACGGACACGGGGCGAUACACGUGUGUCGCGUCCAACGCGGCCGGCGAGAGGAGCAAAACUUACAGCCUCAACGUCCUCGUGGCUCCAAGCAUCGUGGGUGCAGACAGCCAUGGGAAUGCAGAAGAUGUCACUGUUAUCCUCAACAGCCCAACCUCACUGGUCUGUGAGGCUUACUCAUACCCUCCAGCUACCAUCACCUGGCUGAAGGAUGGGAAUCCCUUGGAAUCAAACAGAAACAUUCGCAUUUUGCCAGGUGGGAGAACUCUGCAGAUCCUGAAUGCCCAGGAGGACAAUGCUGGCAGAUACACCUGUAUAGCCACAAAUGAGGCUGGAGAAACUUUGAAGCACUAUGAAGUGAAAGUCUACAUUCCCCCCACCAUUGCCAGAGGGGAUGUCUCAGGGACUGGUCUCUCCCCUAAGGAAGUGAAGAUCAAACUGACCCGUGAGUGUGAAGCUCAUGCCAUUCCGGCUGCUGCCAUCAGCUGGUUCAAGGAUGGACAGCCAUUUAAAGCAGACAAUCAUGUCCUGAUCCAAGCUGGUGGCCGUGCUCUGCACAUUAAGGAGGCUCAAGUGUCAGACACUGGUCGUUACACUUGUUUGGCAUCCAACAUUGCUGGAGAGGAUGAGCUGGAGUUUGAUGUAAAUAUACAAGUUCCUCCCAGUUUCCAAAAGCCUUACAGAGAUUGGGAAGCUGGGAACACAGUGGAUGCAGGAAGAGGUGGAGAAAGUAAAGAUGUGAUUGUCAACAAUCCCCUGUCCCUGUACUGUGAGACCAAUGCUGUUCCUCCUCCUGUGCUUACGUGGUACAAGGAUGGUUAUCCCCUGAGCUCCAGUGACAGGGUGCUCAUCCUGCCAGGAGGCAGAGUGCUGCAGAUCGCCCGGGCGCAGGCGGAGGACGCCGGGACGUACACGUGUGUGGCAGUCAAUGAGGCUGGGCAGGAUUCCAUCCAGUACCAUGUCUGCGUGCUCUUGCCGCCGUCCAUCAGCGGCGCCGAGCGCGACCUGCCCGAGGAGGUGACCGUGCUGCUGGGACAGGUCUCAGCCAUGGACUGUGUGGCAAGUGGGAACCCUUCCCCUGGCAUCACCUGGCACAAGGAUGGACAGCUCCUGGCAGAAGAUGACAAACACACCUUUUUGUCGAACGGAAGGAGGUUACAGAUACUGAAUUCCCAAAUAACAGACACUGGCAGGUAUGUCUGCAUUGCAGAAAACACAGUUGGAAGUGCCAAGAAGUAUUUUAACCUAAAUGUUCAUG
Acanthisitta chloris (rifleman) is the source of this 8616-nucleotide messenger RNA. RefSeq names its product hemicentin-1-like. Gene Ontology annotation, cellular component: neuronal cell body; plasma membrane; axon. The record is from RefSeq and is a predicted model, not a curated record. Gene Ontology annotation, biological process: homophilic cell-cell adhesion; synapse organization. NCBI's taxonomy places the organism in Eukaryota, Metazoa, Chordata, Aves, Passeriformes, Acanthisittidae. Gene Ontology annotation, molecular function: axon guidance receptor activity.